AUUCAGGGAAUUCUUCGGGGUUAUGGUCUUCCCUGGAGUUAUGGCGAUUAUCAUCGCACAACAUUCCAACUCAAUCCUUCCGGUCUCUUGCCUGACAACGUUGAGCCAUCUUCAGUGCCUAAGCCGGAGAGCAUGAAGGUGCUUCAUGUCAAGUACGCUCCAUCCGAGGACAAGCUCUAUAUUCCGACUGAGGGUGCGGUAAGGCAAAGUCUAGUUUGGGCUCCAACUUAUGUGGAUCGGACUCAAGCUGCUGUGGUAGAGGCAAGGCUCGGACAGGGGCCUAUCUAUUACUGUGGAGAUGUGAACGGGAAGGAUGGAUCAAACCAGCUGACGUUGUCCCUUUGCGGGUUCAAGGGAGAGUGUGCGCCCAUGUGA
Molecule: messenger RNA, 375 nt
Organism: Aspergillus costaricaensis CBS 115574
Lineage: Eukaryota; Fungi; Ascomycota; Eurotiomycetes; Eurotiales; Aspergillaceae
Exons: 1
Source: RefSeq, a predicted model, not a curated record